Molecule: messenger RNA, 687 nt
Organism: Vittaforma corneae ATCC 50505
Lineage: Eukaryota; Fungi; Microsporidia; Nosematidae
Exons: 1
Coding region: 1-687 (228 amino acids)
Cellular component (GO): membrane; endomembrane system
Source: RefSeq, a predicted model, not a curated record
AUGUUUAUAGCCAUCAACCCCAGCCAAAUAUUGACAGGCAUGAAUCCAAAGCAGAGAUUUAUAGUGUCUCUGACACGAUCCUUUCUCAUUUUGACCAGUAUUUUUUCACUCUUCGACUAUGUUGAAAAUCCAAACAGUAUCAAAUCAACUAGCGAAUACAAUAACUACAAGUACCUGCUAUUUACAAAAAUCUCUCUUCUCCUAACAAUCAUUUCAGCCAUUUCUGGAAUCAUCAACAGAAUAACUGGAAACUUCCACUUUAUUAAGAACUUUUUUCUUCCAGUCUCCUUUACCUUUGAAUUUAUAGUUACCUUUAUCUAUUGGCUUUUGUUUCUGAUUGACAAAAAAUUAAUUGUCGAUAAGGAGACACUAAAACCUGGAAACGAAACCCCGCUGCUUUCCAGGCUUUCAUCGCAUGUGUUUCCCCUAAUUCUAAGCUAUAUUGAAUAUACAGACUUCACUCUGAAGCCAUGCGACUAUCACCUGAUGUUUUUUGUACUUUUCGCAAUGCUGUAUUACAUACUUGUAACUGCAUAUGCUACCUACUUUGGAAGGUACAUCUAUCCUUUCCUUGACAAUUUAGGAUUCUAUCAAAGACUGUUGUUCUUUGCUGGCAUAGCGACUGUCGGUAUUUGCAUAUACUCGGCACAGUAUAAAAUUUUUAGAAACAGAAAACCUGCACAUUGA